Molecule: messenger RNA, 1047 nt
Organism: Gongylonema pulchrum
Lineage: Eukaryota; Metazoa; Nematoda; Chromadorea; Rhabditida; Gongylonematidae
Source: the annotation of a GenBank genome assembly
UGGCAGCCGCCGCCGCUGCUGAAUCCACUGAUCCCGAAACAUCUUUGGCCACCACGAAGCCAUCGCUGGGAAGAAGAUGAUGUCGGUUUCGAGGAGGAUAUUCUGAAAAAUCCGUUUUCGCUGCGAAGCUGGCUGCGAUACAUUGAGCACAAGAAGAAGUGCAAAUCUCCGCUGAAACAAAUCAAUCUGGUCUAUGAACGAGCCCUCAAGGAAUUGCCCGGCAGCUACAAACUUUGGUACAGUUAUCUUCGAUUUCGUCGAAAACAGGUAGCCGACAAAUGUCCCACUGAUCCAUCGUAUGUGCAUGUUAACAAUGCCUACGAACGGGCGCUCGUUUUUAUGCACAAGAUGCCUCGAAUAUGGAUGGAGUAUGGUGAAUUUUUGAUUCAACAACGAUUUAUUACGCGCACAAGACGAGUGUUUGAUCGAGCUCUGAGGGCAUUGCCGGUCACUCAACAUGAUCGUAUUUGGCCACUGUAUAUCAAAUUUGUCACCAGUCAUGAGAUUCCGGAAACAACCAUUCGAGUAUACAGGAGGUACCUCAAACUGCUGCCAAAGCAUCGUGAGGACUUUGUUGAUUAUCUUCGUAAAAUUGAUCAUCUUGAUGAUGCAGCACAGCAACUUGCUAUCCUCGUAAAUGAUGAUAAACCUUACUCAGAACAUGGUAAAACAACUCAUCAGUUAUGGACAGAGCUGUGUGAAUUGAUAUCAAAAAAUCCAAUUAAAGUUCAUUCAUUGAAUGUUGAUUCAAUAAUACGUCAAGGAAUACGAAGAGCCGAGCAUUUAAUGCACCGUCGACCGUUGCUUCUGAACAGUGUUUUACUGCGACAAAAUCCACAUAAUGCAUACGAAUGGCUCAAUCGUGUGCAAUUAUAUGAUGGCAAUAAACAGAAGGCCCGGCUAAUUUUUGAAAAAGGCCUGCAACCCGAAUACACCAAAGUGGACGAUCUUGCAUCGGUGUGGUGUGAAUACGCCGAAUAUGAAUUGCGACACCGGUACACAUUUUUAAAUUUUUUUUUAGCUACUGAUCCUCAGCCAACUACUUAA